Colletotrichum navitas is the source of this 822-nucleotide messenger RNA. RefSeq lists its product as uncharacterized. The transcript is spliced from 4 exons. Bases 1 to 822 code for a protein of 273 amino acids. NCBI's taxonomy places the organism in Eukaryota, Fungi, Ascomycota, Sordariomycetes, Glomerellales, Glomerellaceae. The record is from RefSeq and is a predicted model, not a curated record. Gene Ontology annotation, biological process: mycotoxin biosynthetic process.
AUGUCCACAUCUCCAAGAGUGCCCUCUCAUGAGGACAGUGCCGGCGAGGACAGUACCGCGCGCUCAUCCUCUGAUUAUGACGAGGAGAAAUUCAGUCUGCUUGACGGCACCGUAUCCAGCAGCCAACCAACUGCAUCACCGCGGAUUCGCUAUGGUCUCAUAUUGCUGGCGAUUUCCAACGCCGUCACGCUAUGUUUGUUGUUCUAUAAAGCCGCGCUGAGUCCACAGCCCAUGCAGACAACGGCGGUGUAUCCGCCGCAGCCGGACUGGUUCCCUCCGCAGAUCCCCACGAAAAAGAUAUUGCAGAGUGAGCCGAUCUUCGGGCAGGAACCCAACAAUGAGAGCAUUGCUGCUUGGAAUUCACUUUUGCCAAAGGGCCGCGGCUGGGUCCAGAUGCGUAACAAGACGGCUCUCCCGGACAUGCCUGGCCUGAACCAGUCGCUGCCAGAGCAUAUCGCGCUGCCAUCGGUAUACCACCAGCUUCACUGCCUCUACAGCACAAUGCGUGGCUACUACGAGCUUCUAGACCGCAUCGACAACCCGAAGCAACGUCGCGAGCUUCCCGCCGACCCAGGCUGGAACAAGGAACACCUGAACCACUGCUGGGACUAUCUGCGGCAGAACAUCAUGUGCGCGGCAGACGUGACGCUCGAGUGGCAUCGAUGGAAUGAAAAGGUAGAGACGGGCUGGGGGUAUGAGCACCAGUGCAAGGACUGGGAUGCGCUGACGCAGUGGGUGCUGGAGAGACGGACGUCGAACAAUUGGGGCUUGUUGAGGGGAGAGGGAGAGAGGAUUCCGCUGGACAAGGAGAGUUCGUCGUGA